Molecule: messenger RNA, 1389 nt
Organism: Fomitopsis serialis
Lineage: Eukaryota; Fungi; Basidiomycota; Agaricomycetes; Polyporales; Fomitopsidaceae
Product: FLU1-II
Exons: 5
Coding region: 1-1389 (462 amino acids)
Molecular function (GO): glutamine synthetase activity
Source: RefSeq, a predicted model, not a curated record
AUGGACGCAACUUCAGCUUCUAGUUUUUCGAUUGCCUACACCGCAGAUCAUGGCUGGACACCGAGGUACACAUCCGUGGAUGACCUACGGCUCCAGGAACGCGGGAUCAAGCACGUGCGCGUGCAAUUCGUCGAUUACUCGAACACGGUGCGCUUCUGGGUGCUGCCCGUCUCGUACUUCAAGCGCGUAUGCAAGCUCGCGCGUCCGAGCAUGACUCUGUCGCCCGUCGCUCUCGCCUUCGUCGGCGUCCGGUUCGCCAGCGGCUUCAGCCGCAUGGGCGAGUGCCUGUUUGCGAUAGACCUGAACAGCUUCCGCGUAUGCACGUACGCACCCGGACACGCCGUCGUCUCGACGUGGUUACAGGAGAAGGUGCCCUCACCGACCGGUGCGCUCGCGAUCCCGCUGUGUCCGAGGACGAUGCUGCAGAAGGUCGUCGACGAGGCCAAGGAGAAGGCUGGCCUGACGUUCCUGGUCGGCUUCGAGUCCGAGUUCGUUUUGCUGAAGAACGCAUCGUCACCGCCCGAGCUGGUGAACAACGCAGGAUGGAGUUGUUCCGCGGGGCUUCGCACGGGUGCAGUCGAGAGCUCUGUGCUCGACGAGAUCGUCGAGUGCGUCGAGGAAGCCGGCAUCGAAGUACAUUACAUAGUCGGAGAGGCUGCCCCUGGACAGUAUGAACUAGUGACGGGUCCGAUGUCCCCUCUUGACGCAGCCGACGCUUUGGUGUUCACCCGAGAGACCAUCUACAACAUCGCGCAUAAGCACGGGCUCCGUGCGACCUUUGCUCCGCGCCUGCUGGCUGAUAGCAUCGGCAGUGGCGCGCAUAUGCAUUUGUCGCUGCACUCGACCGUCCCAUUUACAGGCCCGGACACCCGAUCAGACGCCGCGUUAGCACCCGAGCUCACACCCACCCAGCGCUCCUUCCUCCAGACACUCCGCGUCGAAGACGGCAUCUUCUCGGGCGGCACGUACGCAUGCUGGGGGUGGCACAACAAAGACGCUCCUGUGAGAAUCUGUGGGGACGGGCGGGCGAACCACUUCGAGGUGAAGACGAUAGACGGCACGUCGAACCCGUAUCUUGUCUCGGCCGGCAUCUUGGCGGCUGGAUUGGAGGGCGUGUUGAACGGGGCGGAGCUGAAGACGGGGAAUUGCGCUAAGCCCGCGGCGCGGAUGAGCGAAGAAGAGAGGAAGGCGGUGGGGUUGGAGAAUCCCCGUCGCUUUCCCCGGACAGUCAGCGACGCUCGGCGGAUGCUGGACGAGGAUCAGUAUCUGAAAGAGGCCCUAGGCGCCGAGUUCGUGGGCAUAUAUCUGGGAGUGAGCAAGUUGUUAGAAGAACAUAUGACACUGCCUACCGAGGAAGCGACAGUUACCCGUCUUGUCGAGACCUUCUAG